UAGGUUCCAAAACGGAUACAUAUCCGACAACGCGGGGCAAGUUUCGUAUGGGCUGGAGUGAUAACCCGUGUAAUGACUGUUCCACGAUUCCAUCUGUCUAUGAUAACGUCUCCUCAGCUUACACCACACCACCAAAACCAAUCCCAAAGUUCUCAUCGCCUGAAAUCCUAAUGGCAGCGCAAACCACAGAAGGUCUCACACCAGACCAGCUCGCAUUCUUCAAGGAGAAUGGCUACCUCCUGAUACCUGAUGCGCUAUCGCAAGAUACAGUCAAGGAGUUAUUAGAUGAUGCAAACAAGAUGCUAAACGACUUCUCACUUGACGACCACCCAAUGACCAAAUUCUCUACUGGUGGCGACGACGGCGCAGAUCAUGUGGGCGACAAAUACUUUCUCGAGUCUGGAGACAAAGUCCGCUUUUUCUUCGAAGAAGAUGCAUUCGACAAAUCUGGCACUCUCACAAAACCCAAGCACCGCGCUAUCAAUAAGAUCGGACACUACUUGCACGAACUUUCUCCUUCCUACAAACGCGCGUCUCUCUCUCAGCGCAACGCCGCAAUCGCUCGCUCCCUCAGCUUUCGUGACCCGCGUGUCCUUCAGUCCAUGGUAAUCUGCAAGCAGCCCGAGAUUGGAGGCGCAGUGCCUGCUCACCAGGAUAGUACGUUUUUGUACACGGACCCACCAAGUGCGGUAGGCUGGUGGUAUGCGCUUGAGGAUGCGACGAAGGAGAACGGGUGCUUGAGUUUCGCGGCAGGCAGUCACAAGAGGGCUGCAAUCGAGAAGAGGUUUGUUCGAACGGGAGAGAAGGGCGCAGAGGGAACAGGCUUCAUCGACAAUGAGGGUGCGCAAUUUCCCAAGGGGUUGCAAACCGAAGAUGGUGCGAAAGAGGAGGUAUAUGACAUGGGAGAGGUGAAAGCCGGGACAUUGGUGCUGAUCCACGGUAAUAUCCUGCAUAAGAGCGAGAAGAACACGAGUGAGAAGGGCCGCAUCAUAUAUACGUUCCAUGUCAUCGAGGGCGAGCAAACUUACGAUGAGAGGAACUGGCUGCAGCCGCCAAAUAGUGGGUUUUCAAGGCUAGCUCAGCCUGCACAGGCGUAGAAACUUGAAAUGAUCGCGAUGUGUAGCCGAAACACUUUCUAUGGAGAUGGGUGGUGGUCUACGACUUGCUCUGUACGCAUAAUCCGAUGCCAGCUAGCACAAAAGCCAUGCCUAUCCAAGUGU
Messenger RNA from Dothidotthia symphoricarpi CBS 119687, 1220 nucleotides. RefSeq names its product phytanoyl-CoA dioxygenase family protein. The transcript is spliced from 2 exons. The record is from RefSeq and is a predicted model, not a curated record. Bases 48 to 1097 code for a protein of 349 amino acids. Lineage: Eukaryota; Fungi; Ascomycota; Dothideomycetes; Pleosporales; Dothidotthiaceae.